CCUGUUCCUCCUUCCAUCAUGUCAAGAACACGACGGCUUCUUCGACGGGAAAUCACCUAUUCGUUUGCCAAGGAAGAGGAGGUCAACAUUCUUCAUCAACUGUCUUACUAUGAUAAACAGAACAGGUUCUUUUCUCAUCUCAACCAUCACCAACGCUGGAUCAAGAACAUUGUCGCGCAUCAUCUGAAUUUGAGCUCACCUGAUGCUUGUCAUGUGUCAAACGUUGAGUCUUGGUUACACGGUAGCUUCAACGUUUGCAUUCCUGUCACUGUCUGCACUAGAAGUGCAAAGCAGGUGAUUCUUCGACUCCCGCUCCCUUACAGGGUUGGGGAGGAGUUCAUGCCGGGCAACGGAGAUGAGAAGGUCAGAUGUGAGGCAGGGACCUAUGCAUGGCUCCAAGAGAACUGCCCGGACGUGCCAAUUCCAGGGUUAUAUGGGUUUGGUCUGUCGACUGGGGAAACUUUUACUUGCUUGGAAAACUUGCCGCUCCUAUACAAGUGGUUUCACUCCAUCAGGCGUCGGGUUUUCGCAUGGCUAGGGUAUCCGACUCCAUCCAGAUACGUUCCCCACCCACCCAAAAGAGAGCAGGGCGUUCACUUCAACUAUCUGCUUCUCGAGUACAUCGAACCAAGCCGGGGAAGCAUGCUUUCGGACACAUGGACCGAUCAUCAACAUGACAUCAGAUUACGGACAAAUCUUUUCCAUGGCCUUGCCCGCAUUCUCUUGAGUAUCAGCCGAAUCCCCAUUCCCCGGAUUGGCUCGUUUCUCAUCGACCACAAGGGGUUCUUGAUUUUAGCAAACCGGCCACUCUCCAUCGGCAUUCAGCAGCUGGAGAACGGACAUAUUCCCACAGGCAUGCAUCGUGACUGCACAUACUCCACUGUUGACUCUUACGUGGCAGAUGUGCUCACAUUCCACGACAAUCGGUUUCGGUACCAACCAAACGCCGUGAAUGACCUCGGAGACUGUGUCUUCCAGCUGUCCUCCCUCUCCGCGAUGCGAACCAUAUCCAAAACAUUCUUCCAGAGAGAACUUCGGCGAGGGCCCUUUGUUUUCUCACUGACGGACAUGCAUCAAAGCAACAUCUUCGUUGAUGCGGACUGGAAUAUUACUUGUCUAGUGGAUCUGGAGUGGGCCUGCUCUUUGCCGAUUGAGAUGAUUCGGCCUCCUCACUGGCUCACAAGCAUGGGUGUUGAUGAGCUGGUGCUAUCCGAGUAUGACAAACUGCGGACCGAAUUCAUGGACGCCUUAAAUGCCGAGGAGCAAGAAAUGGCAGAAAAGCCCAACUCGCCCCUCCUCUCGGACGUUAUGAGUAAAACAUGGGCAACAGGCACCUUUUGGUAUACACUGGCGCUCUCCAGCCCCUCCGGUCUAUUCACAAUCUUCAAACAACACAUACGACCACUAUUUUGCACAGAAUACAUUGAAGAGUUUAAUUUGAUUAUGCCUUUUCUUUGGGACAGGAAUGUGGGACGCAUCGCAAGUCAUAAACUUUCUGAUAAGAAAGAGUACGACCGCCAACUCCAACAGGAGUUUGGUGUCGAAUCUCCGGUCUGA
Aspergillus ibericus CBS 121593 is the source of this 1557-nucleotide messenger RNA. RefSeq lists its product as uncharacterized. The record is from RefSeq and is a predicted model, not a curated record. Lineage: Eukaryota; Fungi; Ascomycota; Eurotiomycetes; Eurotiales; Aspergillaceae. The transcript has 2 exons. The coding region runs from base 19 to 1557 and encodes 512 amino acids.